AUGAAUGGCUCUAGUGCUGCUGGCACCUCUUCAGCGUCAACUCCAACAACCGCAAUGAACACCUCGAACGCUGCUCUCAAGAGAGGAAGUUUUUCAAUGCCAUCACCAGGCGGGGACCCACAACAAAAGAAACUUAAAACAGAAUCUCCCGUGAAUGCAAAACCUUCAUCAUCAACUUUUACAACACCAGCUUCUCCUUCAUCAUCCAUGACCAAUAACCAACUGAAUAUUCCAAGUAACAAACCAUCAUCCCUCACUGCUGUCAACAACAAUCCAACACCUCCAUCAAAUCAACCAAUGACGAACACAAUGAAUUCAGCUCUAUCCGAAAAGUAUAUUCAAAAUUUACUAAAUCAAAAUUCCAUCUUGAUGACAGAAAUCAAGAAUAAUUUAGAAAAGAAGACCAUAGCAGCAAAUAUUCCUCUCAUUGCCAAAUUCAGAGAAAAUACAAUACAAAUUCUGACUUGCAUGUCCAUGAUGGAUGGAAUAAUGAGCCAAAUGCCUGCAAUACCUGUCAAACUCAGCACCAUUGUCAUACCAAAAGGUAACGUUCAACCGAUGAUGCCACAACAGCAAUCACAAUCAUCACAUAUGAAUCUCCAGCAACAACCAUCACACCAACAACAACCAAAUAACCUUCCCAACAACCCAUCAAAUCCCAAUACGAGCAUGUUUCAAAAUAAUCUCUCCCAAAGCAACAAUCCGAGUUCAUUUACAAACCAGAAGAAGUAA
This is a messenger RNA of Naegleria lovaniensis, 732 nucleotides long. RefSeq lists its product as uncharacterized. The record is from RefSeq and is a predicted model, not a curated record. Lineage: Eukaryota; Heterolobosea; Eutetramitea; Acrasida; Naegleriidae. The coding region runs from base 1 to 732 and encodes 243 amino acids. The transcript has a single exon.